Molecule: messenger RNA, 1361 nt
Organism: Cygnus atratus (black swan)
Lineage: Eukaryota; Metazoa; Chordata; Aves; Anseriformes; Anatidae
Gene: TEX9
Product: testis expressed 9
Exons: 12
Coding region: 84-1271 (395 amino acids)
Source: RefSeq, a predicted model, not a curated record
CGGUGGCGGGGCCGGAGAAAGAGCGGCGCCCGCCGGUUGCCCGGGCGAGGGCGACGCCGCGCAGCAGCCGCCGCGAGAACAAAAUGGCGGCGGGCGGCAAAAGCGGGGUCCGGCGGGGCGGCGGCCUGCCCGAGGUGCGGAGAGCGCCCGGAGGCCCCUCGCCGCCCGCUGGGAGCAGCGUGGUGAGCGGUGACCUGCUGGCCAAGGAGGCGGAGUACAAGCGACUGAAUGCAGAAUUAGAAGCAAAAACAGAAAAACUUGUGCGUCAGGCUGAAGAAGUAAUGAAAAGCCAAAAGGAGACACUAUCUAGACCAAUUUCAGUACAAACUCAGUUACAUGAAGAUGACAGACAGAGAGAUCCACUCUUUCCUGAAGUUUCAUGUCUUAAACACUCACAUACCAAGCCACUAAACAAGAAGCGUGCUUCCGUGCCCAUGGCUCAGAAUAGACCAUAUUCUGGAAGUAAGGGGAAAAGAACAACUUCAAGUACAGAAAUAAGAAAUCUGGAAGCACAAAAUGCUGAUCAUGUUGCAGUACUGGAGGAUUGCAUAGAUUUUUCUUUAGCAAAAACAGUAAGUGAAAUUGAAGGAAAACUAGACAAAGGAUGCUUGCCGGAUUGUCUAGAUGAUGACAUUAUUCCAAACAUUGGAAAUGAAAUCGGAGCAGAAGCUCAAAUCAGGUUUCUUAAGGCCAAGCUACGUGUUAUGCAGGAAGAGCUGGACAGCUUAGUGAGUGAAUGCAGGAAAAAGGAUGAUGAAAAUCAGAGUUCAAAAUCUCGGCUUAAGGAUAGUGAGGAAGAAAAGACUAGACUGCAACGAACAAUCAGCCUGCAACAGUCUCAGAAUGAAAAGUACAAAAUGUUGUCACAAGAAGCAAACAAAAAAAGUGAAGGAUUACAACAAGAGGUCAUUGCACUAGGAAAGGAACUAGAGAAUUUGAAGCGUGUACAAAAGCAGGCCGCAACCAGUCAGAGUGCAACAGAGGUUCGCUUAAAUAGGGCCUUGGAAGAAGCAGAAAGAUAUAAAGUGGAGCUGCAUAAACUGAAGCAAAGUAACAAGGAUGUAGUUAACCAAGAACUCAAAGUAACUGAAGAAUUAAAAACAGAAAACAAGAAACUGCAGAAAGAAAAAGGAGAGCUAAUUGCAGGUUUCAAAAAGCAGCUCAAGUUAAUUGAUAUUUUAAAGAGACAAAAGAUGCACAUUGAAGCUGCUACGAUGCUUUCUUUUACUGAAGAGGAAUUCAUGAAAGCUCUUGAGUGGGGAAAUUAUUGAUUCAAUAAAAAAACCUGUUUGAAAUAGAAGUCAGAUGAUACAGCCUUUUGGCACUAAAAAUGUUUGUUAAUAAAUCAGUGAUUUUUUUUU